AUGUUGCGUCGCCCAGCCCAUCCUCCUGGCUAUCGCCCACCACAUCUCCUGCUUCCUCCUCACCUCUGGCGUGAUUUCUGGUCUCUCUGUCUCCCGCCCAAGGCAUUUACACCGUGGUGGCGUUUGCUGCAUGGACAUCUCUCGGUGCAGGUUCGCCUGCACUCCAUGAACCGUGUGAAGUAUCCUUCCCCACUGUGUAAGAUGUGUCAUGAAGCAACUGAAGAUGAAUACCAUAUGGUCAUUGGCUGCAGUAUGAAGUCCCUCUUCUGGUAUGAGUUUGUCUCUCACCUUGGUCUUGCUGAUCUGUUCCCUACGGACGAGGCCAUCUGGAUUGGGUUGACCACCCUUCACGGCCAGGACAACAAUCCUCUGGACAUUUCCAUCUUGGAACUUCUCGGCGCUGCCUUCUCAUCUAUCUGGCAACAUCAUUGGGGCUGCACAAUUGAUGGUAAAUCUUGGAUCACUCGGGCUGUUUUCUCCUCUUUUCUGGAAGAUCAUUCCAAGUUAAUUUCUUCUUUCUUAGACAUGUAA
Molecule: messenger RNA, 531 nt
Organism: Mucor velutinosus
Lineage: Eukaryota; Fungi; Mucoromycota; Mucoromycetes; Mucorales; Mucoraceae
Exons: 1
Coding region: 1-531 (176 amino acids)
Source: RefSeq, a predicted model, not a curated record